Molecule: messenger RNA, 762 nt
Organism: Nicotiana attenuata
Lineage: Eukaryota; Viridiplantae; Streptophyta; Magnoliopsida; Solanales; Solanaceae
Exons: 3
Coding region: 77-604 (175 amino acids)
Biological process (GO): positive regulation of DNA-templated transcription; chloroplast organization
Cellular component (GO): nucleus
Molecular function (GO): zinc ion binding; DNA binding
Source: RefSeq, a predicted model, not a curated record
AUAUUAUUAUUAUAAAGCUGCAGGUUGAAAGAGGCACUAGUAAUUAAACUUCACUUGAUAAAAUCAAGAAGCAGAAAUGGGACUGAGAGCUAUUCCCUUUACAACUUGUCAAAAUGGUUAUUUGGGUGGUUCAGAAUAUUUCCCUAGAUGCACUAGUACUAUUCUUCCUAGCUCAAAACUUGUAAUAGCAGUUUCAGCAAAGGCAAAGAAAGAGGAUACAGAAGAACCCAAGGAAAAAAAGAAGCAAUCUUUGUUCUCAAGUGUAACAGAAGCUCUGGAUUUUUCUCAGGUUAGAUCAGCUAAAGACGCUGAGCUCAUCGAUGAAGCUAGAGAAGCAACUCAAUCUGGCGAGAGGAUGUCCAGAGAACAGUAUGGAGCUCUGAGAAGGAAGAUUGGUGGCACAUACAAAGAUUUCUUCAAGUCCUACGUUGAAGUAAAAGGGGAAUAUGUGGAGGAGGGAUGGGUAGACAAGACGUGCAAAGUAUGCAAGAAGGAUACGAGAGGAGAAGCAAGACAAGUGGACAAUUUUGGAAGAUAUGCACACGUGGCUUGCCUUGAGAAAUCCAAAUCUGGAAAUUUUUUCACCAACCUCUUCUCAAGAUGAAUUCUAUCGAGGGCCACGUAGUAAUAUAUAAUUAAUUCAUACUACUAUUUUAUUUUUAUUGUUUGUAUCUUUGUGUUCGUGGAUACCUUUUAUAAACUCGUAAAAGCACAAGAACUUUUUAUUUUUUGGUCGAAAUUUCCAAUGUCAUUAUUACAGCA